Molecule: messenger RNA, 2967 nt
Organism: Morone saxatilis (striped sea-bass)
Lineage: Eukaryota; Metazoa; Chordata; Actinopteri; Moronidae
Gene: rbfox3a
Product: RNA binding fox-1 homolog 3a
Exons: 12
Coding region: 262-1251 (329 amino acids)
Biological process (GO): nervous system development; regulation of alternative mRNA splicing, via spliceosome
Cellular component (GO): nucleus; cytoplasm
Molecular function (GO): mRNA binding
Source: RefSeq, a predicted model, not a curated record
AAGAGAAAGAAGGGUGGUUUUUAAAAAUUAACUGAAGAGCAAGCUGCUUGAAGAGAAAGAAGCGAAAGAAGAAGGGGGGGAAACCUCACGUCAAGCCCCAUUGAACAGUUGAGAGGGAGGGCUGCCUCAGUGGAACAGGGACCAGUAAAGCUCUCUGUCCAAAGGCUCGGACUCCUCUUGACACCCACACUGGCUGGACUGGUCCCAGUGCUCGGCCCUUCUCUCCUCCGCCCGCCUGCCCACACCUGUCCCACUUCCACCAUGAUGAUGUACUUUUGGGGUAACCAAGAGGCCACCAACCCCCCAGAAGCGAUGGCCCAGCCGUACACCCCAGCUCAGUACCCACCUCCCCCACAGAAUGGCAUCCCCGCAGAGUUUGCGGCACCACACCCACUUCCGACACAGGACUACACCGGGCAGAGCCGGGUUCCCGAGCACGCCAUGACCCUCUACACGCCCACACAGACGCACAGCGAGCCGGCCGGCACUGACAACAGCACGCCCGCCAUCACCGCCACCACGACCGCACCGACAGAUGAUGUGACGCAAACAGAGGGCUCUCAGCAGCUCCAGCUCCAGCACUCAGACUCUUCAGAGAAGCAGCAGCCCAAAAGGUUACAUGUCUCCAACAUUCCCUUCCGCUUCCGGGACCCUGACCUAAGGCAAAUGUUUGGGCAAUUUGGAAAGAUUUUAGAUGUGGAGAUUAUCUUUAAUGAGCGAGGAUCCAAGGGCUUUGGGUUUGUAACUUUUGAAACAAGCACAGAUGCCGAUCGUGCACGGGAGAAACUAAACGGUACAAUCGUAGAGGGCCGCAAAAUAGAGGUGAAUAAUGCAACAGCACGAGUGAUGACAAACAAAAAAGUUGCCAACCCGUACACGAAUGGCUGGAAGCUGAAUCCAGUGGUAGGAGCUGUCUACGGUCCUGAACUGUAUGCUGUAACAGGGUUUCCCUACCCUGCCACAGGCGCUACAGUGGCCUAUAGGGGUGCCCACUUGCGAGGCCGGGGGCGGGCUGUGUAUAACACAUUCCGCACAGCUCCACCGCCGCCACCAAUCCCAGCUUAUGGAGCGGUGGUGUACCAAGAUGGCUUCUAUGGUGCAGAGAUCUAUGGUGGCUAUGCAGCAUACAGAUUUGCCCAGCCCACCACCACCGCUGCUUACAGUGACAGCUAUGGCAGAGUCUAUGCAACAGCAGACCCCUACCACCACACGAUUGGCCCUGCCGCCACAUACAGUGUGGGGACUAUGUAAAUACAAAAGGAAGAGCUGUACUCAGUAUUGAUGGACAUCACAGAUGAAAACAACGAAGAGAGGAGAACUAGCUUUAAGAAAAUAACACAAGAAGAAGAAGACGACGAGAAGGAGUCCCUCUACUGAGGCUGGCGAGGGAAGACGGGAGGCGUACAAAGUGGCGCCGCGGCAGCGGUGUCAAACCAGCCACAAACUAGACAGACGGAGUGAGCCAGUUUCCACCAGGGACCACCUUUUUGCCGGGUAGAAAAAGACAGAGAGAGAAUGAAAAGCGUCCCGUUAUUAUAAAACAUUUUAUUUUUCUAUACUUUUGUGAUUUACAAUGGUAAAAAGUGUGUAUAAAGCAGUAUAUAUGUACAAAUCUGUUUUUAUGUUUUUUGGUAAGGGAGAUGAACAGUUGGCCCUUGAUGCUGAUUCUGUGGUAUGCCGGAAGGAGGAGGGAGGAGCCCCCCCUCCUCUCUCUAUGGCACACUGCUCUGUCGCCGAGGUCGUGUAAACAAAAACAUAAACAGAAAGGUGGCAGGGAGCGCUCGGCAUCCAGGCAGAAGCACUUUCUACACUGUACUUCCUGUGGGUGGAGUCAAAGGUCAGCCUCCUGGUCUCACUGCUCCGCCUUCUUCCUUCCAACCCCCCCAACCUCCUCCCUUACUUCCUUCCUUCCUUUUCGGGCCGGUGAUGUCGCUCCUUCCUCCUUGUUGCGGUGUCACUGACCGGCAGCGCCUACUGUUAGCAGCGUCCCCCGUGGAUACUGUCGUGAUGUCACUUUCUCCUGGCAGCACCAUUGGGCAUCCCCGCCCUCCCCAAUGGGAAGCGUCACUGGUUUACAGCGUUGGGGAGUGGGGGGGUGAGCCACGGCGGGACGGUGAGACGGUAUAAAGCCGAGCCUCCCCGGUCUGCCCCUCUCCACGCCCCAGCAGAGGUCAAUGACUGAGGACUAGUUAGAGAAAAUGGCGCAGAAGUCGCCGACUUUACUCACCUGCCAGACUCCGAGCCCAAGCCUUUGUGUCACUCUGCACCGACGGACAAACUAUCAGACCAACGCGGUAAUAAAGGUGCGUACAACUACCAAGGAUGCACGUUUCCACCUGACGAGAAUAACUCAUCAACGUCCAUGUAACAAAUUGAAUUAUAAUCGAAUAAUCCCAUUGUACUACAUCAGCAGGUGCAUAACCAAAACACAAGCCUGAGGCAUAUAGACUAUGUCGCUAGAUAAAACAUUAUAGAAAUACAGUAGUGCCCAUCCAACGGUAACAAGGAACGAGGGCUAAAAUAUGUCAAUUUUUUUUGUCAAUGUAUUCUGAGAAUAUUUAUUUGUGUGUUUUUUUUGUUUGUUUUUUGCAGCACUGAAAACUUUUAAAGAGGAAAAAAAAAGUUUUAAUUUUGGUGGAAGCGAAUUCUUUAUAUCAGGAGAGUCACUGUAAACGUGUUUAAACAAGAAUGUUGAUUCAGUUCUUUGAAUGUACAUUAAUGUCUAGGGUGUCCAAUAAGUAUGUAUUCUUUUUCUGUAUAUAAAUAUAUAUACAUAUCUAUUAUAUGGGCUGUGGUGAUGUCAGGGAGUAGAGGGGGUGGGCAGGAACGCCUCUGGCCCCCGAACAUAGAUAUCAGACCCCCACCCCCUCCAACUAAAUAUGUCCCUGAUAUUUACUGUAACAUGUGAUCAUGUGUUAUAUGAUUGAAAGUGUGAUGGUGAUAGUGUGAACUGAUCUCCCCUGAACC